CAGUUCAGUCGGGUGUCGGAAGCUCGUUCCAAACGGACGUGUUCUUCAGUCGGUGUCGAGUGGUGUUGAUUCUAAGUUCACGUGGUAUUAGUUGUAUGUGAUCAAAACCGUAAAACCCGUUGAGCAUGGGCUUUAUUUGAACCGUCAUUAAAAUAAGUUGUGAUAAAUCCAGGCUGUUAUUUACGAGUCGUUUGCAACUAAGGACCUAUCGUGGUCGAGUGAGCUAAAACUUCAGUCCAGGAUGAAUGGCAUCAACUCGUUCAACUGUGUACUGUUGAUUAUCGUUUGCGCGUUAUUCCGAGUCUACACUUCCGUUCACAUCACCAACCUGGAGGUACCGCGAACGUACAUCCUCGAGCGGGAGGAAUUUCUCACUGCCUUCUCUGCAGGACAUCGACAUCCGGUGCAGAUUCAAUCGGAGACUGGUAGCAGUAAUGAGUUUACUAGCUCAACAGUAUCAACAACAACAACUACUACUGCGGAUACAAAGUUCACUGCCGCAAGCAACAUUAGCAACAGUGGCGAUAGGGAACAUUCCCACGAGAUAAAACCACUGAUAAUGGACUGCCAGUAUGAGAUCAAGGCUAACGAGUGUGGCUUCGUGCUGAAAUGGUACUUCAACAGAAAGUUAAUCUACCAGUGGAUACCGGCGCGGUCUCCCGUCGGGAUGAACAAAUUCAAAAGCGAACUUCGGACCAAUUACUCGAUGUCGGAUUUGGCGAACUACAAGUACCGGGCCUUGGUCAUCCAGCAUCCGAAGUUGAACCACAGCGGCGAGUACAUGUGCUCGGUGCAAACGUAUGAAUCGUUCGAUCGAAAAGCAGCUCGAUUUCAAAUCGUCGUGCCGGAGAAGAUGCUGCUGCUUCACUACGAGAACGAUGCCGAAAAGGAGAACAUGCUCCUGAUCAAGUGUAGCGUUUUUAUGAUUUAUCCCGAGCCAAAUCUGGUAUUGGUGGUAAGCGGUGAUUUGCUACUGGUCAGCUCGCGUACCGUGGUCGUUUCGGAUCGACACCGGAUGUACAACAAAACAAUUUACGGUAUGAUCGACAAGCAUCUGCUGAUUUCUCCCACCUCGAUUGGCUGUAUUCUAACGGUGGCGGGAUCCAGCUACGUGCGGAAGCGCGAAACAAUCUAUUACGAUCCCACUCAGCUGACGAGAUGGAGCCGCCUGCGAAUGGACGAGCAAGGACGAUUCGAGAUUAGCGAUUGCUCGGGUCGUUCGAGCGUGUCAUCCGCGGUGACAGCAAUUGCGUUGUGUUUGGUCUGUCUAGGACGCUUUUAAUUGUGAUAUUUCAGUAGGAUCAAAUUAAUUUUCGU
Molecule: messenger RNA, 1317 nt
Organism: Ochlerotatus camptorhynchus
Lineage: Eukaryota; Metazoa; Arthropoda; Insecta; Diptera; Culicidae
Exons: 7
Coding region: 242-1282 (346 amino acids)
Source: RefSeq, a predicted model, not a curated record